Molecule: messenger RNA, 2517 nt
Organism: Anguilla rostrata (American eel)
Lineage: Eukaryota; Metazoa; Chordata; Actinopteri; Anguilliformes; Anguillidae
Product: HLA class II histocompatibility antigen, DP beta 1 chain-like
Exons: 6
Coding region: 92-847 (251 amino acids)
Biological process (GO): immune response; antigen processing and presentation
Cellular component (GO): MHC class II protein complex; membrane
Source: RefSeq, a predicted model, not a curated record
AAUUUCCUCUGCUCUAUACUGGCAAGUCAACUUUUUAAUCCUCACUGUAUUUCAGUCCGCGAACUGUACACUUCUGCCCUGAAGACUAGAUAUGGCCACGUUAAAUUCCUUGUGUAUUCUUCAUCUGCUUUUAUUUACUUUACUGCUUGGAACUGAUGGCUAUCUCUACCAUUUGCAUAGGGAGUGUCGUUUCAGCUCCAGAGACCUGCAGGACCUCGAGUUCAUUGACAGAUACAUCUUCAAUAAAUUAGAAUACGCCAGAUACAACAGCACUCUGAAUAAAUUUAUUGGCUACACUGAAUUUGGAGUGAAAAAUGCCGACAGAUGGAACCGAGACGGGGGAGCAGAACGUCAGCAUGCUAAUUUGGAUGGUGUCUGCAGGCCUAAUGCUAAAUUGCGCUUUGACGCCAUACUGGAUUAUUCAGUUGAACCCACCAUCAAAGUCAAAUCUGCCAUACAUGGUAGUCAUAAACACACCUCCAUGCUCGUGUGCAGUGCCUAUGACUUCUACCCCAGAGGAAUCAAAAUGACCUGGCUGAGAGAUGGAGUGGAAGUAACAUCUGAUGUGACCACCACAGAGGAGCUGGCUAAUGGAAACUGGUACUAUCAGAUCCACUCUCAUCUGGAGUACACACCCAAAUCAGGAGAGAAAAUCUCCUGCAAGGUGGAGCAUGCAAGUCUCCCGAAAGGCAAAGAGGUCAAGUGGGACCCCACCAUGUCUGAAGUAAAGAGAAACAAGGUGAUCAUUGGGGCCUCUGGCCUGGUGUUGGGGCUGAUAAUCACUAUUGCUGGAGUGGUCUAUUACAAGAAGAAAUCCACUGGGAGAAUUCUGGUCCCAUCAAAUUAAGUAAUGUUGACAAAUUAGAAGAUUAGAAGAUCUCCUGACCUGAAUGCUAGUAAUAAUGUAAGUCUUAUACAGUUUAUUGUAAGCAUAGAUAUACAAAAAAAGAAACAAACAAAAACUUUAUUUCUGUUAUUUAUAUGCAAUUUUACAAGAAAUGUGCCAGUAAAGUACCUGAACUUCAUUUUACAAGUCUGAAACUUUAUUGGAGCUGUUCGCUCUCUGCUAACAGAUACAAAUGAACCUCUGAGGGGAGCAUAAUAUUCCAUCUAUUUUGAUGGAAUACAUACACCGGGGGGACAACGAUUCUCUAUGGCAAAGGAGUGUUUUGCUCAGACCCAAAGAGACUGUUUGGGAAACUGUGGGAGGAAAUAUUCAAUGAGAUUAAAACUCCUGGGUACACGCACCCAUUGUCCUAUGAGUUAUUUGCAAGCUUUAAGCUGCAUAUGGGAAUUGGAUUUCAUCCCGUCCUGAGACUAAAAAUAUCUACACAAUGGCAUCUUGGUGGCCAGUCAGGGCAAAGAUGUGCAUUUGCAGUCGAAUUUGCAUACAGCAGCUACUUAAGCGACAUCCCAGCCUGCAGACUUUUUUCAAGACAGAUUUUCAGCAAAGAAAAGAUAGGGCCUGCAGAGCUGUGUGAGUGAGAAGAUGAGUAGUGAACAUGUCCUCGAGCUGCAGAACCCCUUUAGCCUGAAACUUCCACUACAGUGAAAGGCGCGUAAGAAAUCGCUGGUGCCUUAGCUGGAAGCCUGUCCCAGGAAAGCUGGACGUAGUGCUGCACAGACAGGCACAUGGGAGUUGGUUGUACACCAUAAUUUGUGUCCCACCUGUAGACUGGGGUCACCAGCUGGGGUUAACAGGCAGUGAAGGAGGAGAGGGCCAGGGGAGCUCCACUCUGGCCAUCAAGAUUGACCAUCAAGAUGCCGUUGUGUAGAUAUUUUCAGUGUCAAGAUUGAAUGUAAUCCAAUGCCCAUAUGCAGCCUAAAGCAAAGCUAAUAAGGACAGAGAACAUUUAUUGGCUGUUACGUCAGGUCCUUUAAUACAUCAUGAAGCACCUGGACCCAAUAGUAAUAAUAAAGUAAGAACCCAGUAAUAAAUUGAAUUCCACCCAUUCAGUCCCCACAUAGAAACUGAUGAAAAUGUUUAGACUGAUAUAAGUCAAUAUUGCAAUGCAAUUGAUUUCUCCUACUGUUGCUAAUAUGUAAUACAUACCAGACCUGGGUCAAAUACGUAUUUGUUUUGGAUUCAAAUACUUUUCUACGCUUUACUGAUCUUGUCUGGUGUAUUGGAACCAAUGAAAUACCCUCAAAAAGUGCAAACCCCGCCUUCUGGUCGUAUUGGCAGGCUCAAUUAUACCAGGCAAGAUCAAUAGAACACAGAAAAGUAUUUGAAUCCAAAACAAAUAUGUAUUUGACCCAGGUCUGAUACAUACCAUAAUAACCCCACACAAUGUAGUCUGAAGCCAUUCACGGAUUUACCUUUACAGUCACUUUAAAAUUGUCAUGCAUAUUGUACAACGAUAUGAUGCACUUUCAAUUUACAUUUCGGUUUGCAAUUGAUUUUUUAUUGGAAACUUAAAUAUGUGGAACUAACUAGCUAUAUGAUUUCUUUGAAAUUUCUAGAUGCUGAAUAAUCAUAAGGAAGUGGAUCAUGAGGAUGGACUUAAAACCAUAGGC